Messenger RNA from Chanos chanos (milkfish), 1366 nucleotides. It is a transcript of the gene sirt2, whose product is annotated as sirtuin 2 (silent mating type information regulation 2, homolog) 2 (S. cerevisiae). Bases 86 to 1246 code for a protein of 386 amino acids. The record is from RefSeq and is a predicted model, not a curated record. The transcript is spliced from 16 exons. Gene Ontology annotation, cellular component: nucleus. Lineage: Eukaryota; Metazoa; Chordata; Actinopteri; Gonorynchiformes; Chanidae. Gene Ontology annotation, molecular function: NAD+ binding; histone deacetylase activity, NAD-dependent; transcription factor binding.
UCCCUUUAACUAGCCCGUCUUAGAUCUUAAAAGAAAAAAAAACUAAACUUGUGUGGAGCUGAACUUAUAUUGAUAUAUCAUAUAGAUGUCUGAGGCACAAGAAACCACAAAACGAGCCGAAGACGAGGCUGAAACCCCCGAGCUUGAGGAUCAAUCUGACGACAGCAGUGACGAGGGAGACGCAUCUGGGGACUGCGAGAUGGACUUCUUACGCAACCUCUUCUCCCGUGGUCUUGGCUUGGGUCCUACGGAGAAGGUCUUGGAUGAACUUAGUCUGGAAGGGGUUGCCCGGUACAUACAGAGCGGCAAAUGCAAGAACAUAAUCUGCAUGGUUGGAGCAGGCAUAUCAACAUCGGCAGGGAUUCCUGAUUUCCGUUCACCCGGCACUGGUCUCUACGCCAACCUCCAGAAGUAUAACCUACCUUACCCAGAGGCCAUCUUCCAGAUUGACUACUUUAAAAAACACCCUGAACCUUUCUUUGCUUUGGCCAGAGAGCUGUACCCAGGGCAGUUUAAGCCCACAGUAUGUCACUACUUCAUCAAAAUGCUAAAGGACAAGGGCCUGCUCAAGCGUUGUUACUCACAGAACAUUGAUACUCUGGAGAGAGUUGCGGGCCUGGAGGGAGAUGACCUGAUUGAAGCCCAUGGCACCUUUCAUACCUCACACUGCGUCAGCUUCCUCUGUCGUAAAGAAUACAACCUUGACUGGAUGAAAGAGAAGAUCUUCUCCGAAGAGAUUCCCAAAUGUGACAAGUGCAGUAGUCUGGUCAAGCCUGAUAUCGUUUUCUUUGGUGAGAAUCUACCAGCUCGGUUCUUCAUGUCAAUGAAAAUGGACUUCCCCAGUUGUGAUCUCCUCAUUGUCAUGGGAACGUCUCUCCAGGUUCAGCCCUUCGCGUCUCUCGUGGGGAAGGUACCCAAGAACACACCAAGACUGCUCAUCAAUAAAGAAAAGACAGGAGAGUCUGAUUUUCUAAUGGGCAUGCUGGGUUUUGGAGGAGGGAUGGAUUUUGACUCAGACAAAGCGUACAGAGAUGUAGCUUACCUGAGCACCUGUGACGAAGGCUGUCUGGCUCUAGCGGAACUUCUGGGCUGGAAGGCGGAGCUGGAAGAGAUGGUGAAGCGAGAGCAUGCCUUGAUUGACAGCAAAACCAAGAAGGAGAAGGAAGGCCAGGCCGCUCAGAGCUCUGGAACCAGUGAAAAGGCUGCCACAGGGGCAGAGGGUGGAAAGACUGACAAAACCGAUUAACCAAUGGGGAUGAAACAGAGCUGAAACGACAGCCAAUGGCAUGCCUUAUGAGGCUCUGACAUUGGCUGGUCCGGCCUUCCCAAUCAUUUUGCACUUUUUGAAUCUGUGAUCUCUCUCUCU